AUGGCCUUCUCAGUGGUAGCCCUCCUUGGACUCGUCAGUCUGGGCUCAUGCGCGACGCUUGUCGAACAAGUGUCGGAGGUACCGAGUGGAUGGAAACAACUUGGCGACAAGGUCAGCCCCGACCAGUCUUUGUGGCUCUCGUUUGCUCUGCGUGAACCCAAUAUCGCAGAGCUGCGAACACGCCUUGUCUCAGGGACAAACAAGCACCUGUCGGACGAGGAGGCCCGUCUGAUCCGCCAGCCCGACCAGCAAGAUGUCGACGCCGUCCAGAAAUGGCUUGCCGAGAACGGCAUCAAGGACGCCAGGCAGGAGAAUGACUGGAUCCACGUGCGCACGACCGUCUCCGCCGCAGAGCCGCUGCUGGGGAUGAAGCUGCGCCGCUACGAGUUCGAGGACGGGCAGCAGGCGCUCCGGACGACCGAGUACGCGGUCCCGGACUCGCUCAGGAACGCCAUCAGCUUCGUCCACCCCAUCGCCAACUUCAUGGAGCCCCGAAACGAACUGACGCGACUCUCCCCGGCGCAGCCUGAUCGCGAUCUAUCGAAACGCCAGGGUCCCGCCGGUCCCUGCUUUGGCAGAGUAACACCCGACUGCAUUCGCGAGCUCUACAAGCUGCCCCCGGCCGGUCCCAGCGAGAAUUCGACCAUCCGCCUGGGAAUCGCCGGCUUCCUCGAGGAGUACGCCAACUACGCCGACGCGGCCCAGUUCCUGGACAAGCUCGCCCCCGACGUCGCGAGCACCGGGUACAACUUCUCCGUCGAGCUCAUCAACGGCGGCCAGAACCCGCAGGACCCCUCAAAGUCCGGCCUCGAGGCCGCCCUGGACAUCCAGUACGCGCUCGCGCUCGCGCACCCGGCCCAGCUCACCUACUACUACACCGGCGGGAGGGGCGUCAAGCUGGGUGAUGAUGGUAAGGCGCUCGCGGGUGAGCUGGUGGACAACGAGCCGUACCUCGAGUUCCUGGAGUACCUGCUCGCCAAGCCGAACGGCGACAUGCCACACGUGCUGUCCUUCUCCUACGGCGACGACGAGCUGUCCGUACCGAGGCCGUACGCCGAGCGGAUCUGCAACAUGAUGGGGAUACUGACGGCCAGGGGAACGACCAUCCUCAGCUCCUCGGGCGACGGCGGCGCGAGGGGGUCCCGCAGGUCCAACUGCGUGACCCCGGAGGGCAAGAAGGUCACCAUGGCCGUGUUCCCGGCCACGUGCCCGUGGGUGACGUCGGUCGGGGGCGUGUCCAACAGCUACGAGCCGCCCGAGGGCGCGGAAUUCAGCGGCGGCGGGUUCUCGCAGUUCUUCCCCAUGGAGGAGUGGCAGAGGGACGCGGUGGCCGGGUACGUCGAGAGUCUGGGCGGGCACCUGGAGGGGUACUAUAACGCGUCCAUGCGUGCGGUGCCGGACAUCUCGGCCGUGGCGUCGACCUUCGAGAUCAUCGUCGGCGGGAGGGUCAGGUACGUGGACGGGACGAGCGCGAGCACGCCGCUGCUGGCGUCGUUGAUCGCUGUGGCGGACCAUGAGAGGGCGAAGAGGGGGAAGGACCCGGUGGGGUGGAUCAACCAGCAUCUGUACAGGAGGGAGGCCAAGGGUGUGUUCCAGGACACGAUCGUGGGGGAGAGUACUUCGUGCCCGUUUGAUGAGAAUGGGGGGCCGGGAGGGUGGCCGGCUGUUGAGGGGUGGGAUGCUGUGACUGGCUUGGGGGUGCCCAAUGACUUUUCGGAGUUUUUGAAGUUUCUGGUGGCCAUCUAA
Clonostachys solani is the source of this 1746-nucleotide messenger RNA. The record is from the annotation of a GenBank genome assembly. NCBI's taxonomy places the organism in Eukaryota, Fungi, Ascomycota, Sordariomycetes, Hypocreales, Bionectriaceae.